AUGAGUCCCGCGGGCUGCCCCCAUGUCAACUGCUUCAAAGUGGACAACUGGAAGCAGAACCUGAGGGCUAUUUAUCAGUGUUUCGUAUGGAGCGGUUCGGCCGAGACCAGGAAACGCAAGGCCAAGUCGUGCAUCUGCCACAUGUGCGGCGCUCACCUCAGCAGACUCCACUCCUGCCUUUACUGCGUCUUCUUCGCUUGCUUUGCCAAAAAACACAUCCAUGAGCACGCCAAGAGCAAACGACAUAACUUAGCCAUUGACUUGCUCUAUGGGGGGAUUUACUGCUUCAUGUGCCAAGACUACAUUUACGACAAAGACAUGGAACAGAUUGCCAAAGAGGAACAAAGGAAAGCCUGGAAAAUGCAAGGUCUGAAAGCAUUUGAACUCAAAUUGGAUGUGUGUGUGGUUGCAGGAAUUGGUGAGAAGUACUCAACAUGGGAACCCACCAAGAGGGAGCUGGAGCUUCUCCGCCACAAUCCCAAGAGGAGGCGAAUCACCUCCAACUGUACUAUUGGUCUACGUGGUCUGAUCAACCUUGGCAACACGUGCUUUAUGAACUGCAUAGUCCAGGCACUCACGCACACGCCGCUACUGCGGGACUUUUUUCUGUCUGACCGACACAAAUGUGAAAUGCAAAGCAACUCCUGCUUAGUGUGUGAGAUGUCACAGCUUUUCCAAGAGUUUUACUCAGGCCAUCGUUCACCACACAUCCCGUUCCGUCUGCUCCACCUGGUGUGGACUCAUGCCCGUCACCUGGCCGGCUAUGAGCAGCAGGACGCACACGAGUUCCUCAUCGCCGCACUGGACGUACUGCACAGACACUGCAAAGAUGAUAACGGGAAAAAAGCCAACAACCCAAACCAUUGUAACUGCAUCAUUGACCAAAUCUUCACGGGGGGCCUGCAGUCUGAUGUCACCUGUCAAGUCUGCCACGGUGUCUCAACAACCAUCGACCCAUUCUGGGACAUCAGCCUGGACCUGCCAGGAUCCUCCACUCCUUUCUGGCCGCUGAGUCCGGGGGGAGAUGGCUCGACACUAAACGGAGAGAGUCACGCCACUGGAGCCACAACACUGACAGACUGCCUACGAAGGUUCACCAGACCAGAGCACCUCGGCAGUAGCGCUAAGAUCAAGUGCAGCGGUUGCCACAGUUACCAGGAGUCUACCAAGCAACUGACCAUGAAGAAGUUGCCCAUCGUGGCUUGCUUUCACCUCAAAAGAUUUGAGCAUUCUGCCAAACUACGGAGGAAGAUCACGACGUACGUCUCUUUCCCCUUGGAGUUGGACAUGACGCCAUUUAUGGCCUCCAGUAAAGAGAGCAGGAUGAACGGCCAGUACCAGCAGACCGUGGAGCCCUUCAACAACGACAACAAAUACAGCCUCUUUGCUGUGGUUAACCACCAGGGAACACUAGAGAGCGGCCACUAUACCACCUUCAUCAGACAGCACAAGGACCAGUGGUUUAAAUGUGACGACGCCAUCAUCACCAAGGCCAGCAUUGAAGCGGUGCUGGACAGUGAAGGGUACCUUUUAUUUUACCAUAAACAGUUCCUAGAGUACGAAUAG
Nerophis lumbriciformis (worm pipefish) is the source of this 1566-nucleotide messenger RNA. The record is from RefSeq and is a predicted model, not a curated record. Lineage: Eukaryota; Metazoa; Chordata; Actinopteri; Syngnathiformes; Syngnathidae.